Molecule: messenger RNA, 2097 nt
Organism: Vespa crabro (European hornet)
Lineage: Eukaryota; Metazoa; Arthropoda; Insecta; Hymenoptera; Vespidae
Gene: Tmem43
Product: transmembrane protein 43 homolog
Exons: 6
Coding region: 706-1845 (379 amino acids)
Biological process (GO): nuclear membrane organization
Cellular component (GO): nuclear inner membrane
Source: RefSeq, a predicted model, not a curated record
CUUUCAGCUAUAUUAUUUCUCGUAAGAAACACGCGAGAAAGAGAGAUCUUCCUGGUAUUGUUUAGAUUAAUUACUGACCCAAUUGCUGAAAUUUUUCUAACGUCAUCGCCUUAACGAAUUGAAUUAAAGAAUUUAAUGUUUCAUUUUUUUUUUCCUUUUUCAAGGACAGUUCCUUCUGCGAGAUAUAUCACAUAUGAAUUCUUUACUCGGUUAUACGUGGUCUCAUUCGUACAUGAAUCACGCACGAACAUAUUUAACGAGUUACAAGCUAGUACUACGUAAAGGAAAAGAAUCAACAUGAGAAAUAGAAAAAAGCUCGCUCUUUCUCUCAACUCUGUUUUAAUACUUUAUUUUAAUUUAAGUGAUUAAACCAUAUAGACGAACUGCUACGACAACUUCGUCAAAGACGUUGUGUCGUUUUCAAUGUCAGAGUUACGAAUGGAAAUACUUUAUGAAUGGUCGUUACGUUUCUGUAUCCGCCUUUCUUAUUGCGUACAAGCGCACUCUACUUUCGUAGAGAAAUAGAAAAAAAAGAACAUCAUUCAGAAAUACCUUCGUAAAGAAGGAAUUUGUGUAACAAAGUGGAUAAUUGCAGGAAGUGCGGUGGUUUGUAUCAAGCAAAAUGGACAGCAGCAAAGAGCAAAUGUUGAACCAAUACAUCAAAAUCGAAUUAAUGGAAGACAGCCUUCACCCAUAAAUGUUCCAAUGUCAGUUUCAGAACAGUUUAGAGAAUCAUGGUUAACUGCUAUUAUUGGAUCUAUUUUGUUUGCGACUGGCAUGUGCCUGUUGUUUUGGAACGAAGGAAGGGCAGUAAAAGUAGCAUACUCUUUAGACGAAGCCUUACGGAAUGUAGCAGUGCUUUCAAAUCCAUUUAAAUUAUUACCCGAGUUUGAAGGUCGUUUAAUAUAUAUUUCAGGAUCAUUAUCCAUAUCAGAGCCAUUGACUGAACCUGAUUAUGGUAUUAUUGUGUCAAGUGUUAAAUUAAAAAGAAGAGUACAGAUGUAUCAAUGGGUCGAAAUCGAAGAAGAAAGAAGUUUUGGUGGUGUAACGGAAGAAGAGAAACAUUAUUAUUAUACGACAGAAUGGAAGGAUAAGCUUGUAGAUUCUGAUCAUUUUUAUAUUAGAACUGGACACCAUAAUCCAAAAGAAAUGCCAAUCAAAAGUCAAAUACAGAUUGCUAAUGAAGUUAAAAUUGGAGCCUUUAUUCUUGGAUCAGAAUUAAAGAAGAAAUUUAAUGAAUUUGUUGAGAUUACUAGCGACGAGAGACCAGAACGUAAAGAUAUUAAAAUGCAUUCUGGCCUGUAUUAUCAUAGCGCUGAUUUGUGGAAUCCCCAGGUGGGAGACAUUAGAAUACAAUUUUCUUAUGCAGGUAAACAAGGUGAUGUUUACUCUAUCGUUGGCAUGAUGGAGAAAGGAAUUAUUGUUCCUUAUACCACAUCACACGGGGAAGAUAUUUUACUUCAAAGGAAACACAAAAUGACAGUAGAUCAAAUGUUUCACUUAGAACAUGUGCACAAUUACUGGAGAACUUGGAGUAUCAGAAAAUGCAUAACUAUUUUCAGAGGACUAGGCUGGUUAGUCCUAUUUUUGGCAGCAACUUGUUUGGCAAAUAUAUUGAGGACCGUGAUACUUAAUUCAACAUUCUUAUGUGGAAUAAUAGCAAUUGAAUCAUUAACAAUGUCCGUUUCCAUGUCCAUUAGUUUAUUAGUAAUUGGUUUUGCAUGGGUGUGGUAUCGGCCGGUAAUUGGCCUUUGCUUAGCUUUAGCUUCGAUUUUACCAUUUAUUUAUUCAACUUUAAUAGCAGGAUCUCAAUCGCAACAACGUGAUAAUUACAGAAGAUUGUAGUCUUAUGUCAGGUGUAUCAAUAAUGUGUAUAGCAUAUCUAUUUACAAUGCCUUCAUUAUUUUACCUGUAAAUUCAUACAGUUUAUAUGUAUUUUACAUAAAUAGUAUUAUCAAAAAUGCUAAUUUCAUUGUUAAUUAUAUAUAGUUAUUUAUUAAAUAUUUAAGAUAAAAUUUUUGUAUUAAAAUAGUUGUAUAAACAUUGAUUAUCAAAUGUACAAAAUGCCAAAUACAUCAGCUUAUUAAGCAUCAUAAA